Messenger RNA from Parasteatoda tepidariorum (common house spider), 1660 nucleotides. RefSeq lists its product as uncharacterized. The record is from RefSeq and is a predicted model, not a curated record. NCBI's taxonomy places the organism in Eukaryota, Metazoa, Arthropoda, Arachnida, Araneae, Theridiidae.
CCUGGUUCCGCUAACUUGCGCAUUUUGAGAAGGGUGCCUCAACUUUUUCUCGUGUGGCUACGGUGAACGAUUUCCGUUUUAAAAACUCUGUGUUUUAUCUAAUUUUCAACUCAUUUUCGUCACAAGAAAAUAAAUUAAUUUGAAAGUGGACUGUAGUCCUAGAAUUAAAGCUUGACCCUGACGGCUAUGCUUCGUUGAAUUGACCGUUUACUGAUUGAAGAUCAUCCCAAACAGAGGAGAGACAGUUGUUGAUCUAAUGACCCAUAUGAGCAAGCAACAAGUUUUGGACCAUCGCAUUCAGUGAAUAUUCUUCGAAUUUCAUUUAACCGUCACUUCUUCAAAGAGAGAAGUUCGUUCUGUAAUUAUGAUGUUGUUUGUCACACUUUUGGUGUUUGUUUUGGAAACCGUCAAUUCUCUUGAUGUUUCACUAAAACAUGUUAUUGAUAGUCAACCUCUCCAUUUUGUUGACGGUCCUGAAACAGAACAUCAUGUCUUGAAUUCUACAAUUAUUUUGAAAAAAAAAGGUUAUACAAUCGGACCGGUGUUUUACAAUUCUAAAAAAAAGCCUGAGGAAGUAGUAAAUAAUCAUUAUAUUUCACCCUGGAAAAGACCUUUUACACCAUUGGAAAUUAUCAACAAUAAUCAUAAAGGUUCAAAUUGGAAACACAAAUGGAGCAGCUCUACUACAACUACAACUCUCCCUUACGAUGAUGUACAAUUGCAAGUUGAAGUUAUUAACAAUCACAAAUCAGGCAAGAAGCCAUCAACUAUAACUGAUGUACUAGGUGAUCGUGUUAAACAUCCUGAUAUAAUCAGAUCUUCAGCAGUGAGAGUUUUGGAUGCCCCAUCUCAUUUAAAAACAACAAUUAAACACAAUAAAAUCAUAGUUAUUCAAAAAAGGAAUGAUGAAAAUUUAAUCCAACAGCAAAUACAAGCUAAUGAUAUUAAAGGUAACUUUUCAGUUGCUCCAGUUAUGGAUCCUUGGUCAAAUAUUCCUAUUCCGUCUCCCCCUUCUUGGACACCUAAUAAAGACAGGCCUAUCAAAAGUGGAUCACCCGGUUAUCCAAGCAAAGGAGGAUUGUCAAUUAAUGGAGGAUCACCUCAAACGGUACUUCCUAAUUUGCCGUUCAUGCCUUUUUUCAAUUCACUUUUCAGUAAACCACUUUCACCUGCAGCUUUGAAUACAGGUAUGCAAGGUAUAAAGGCUAUGCAAGGGUUUCUACGAAAUUCUCUUUUGGGAGCUAUGUUCUGUUUUUUGCCGAGUGCCUUCAUUGCACUAACCCUUACUGCAACUCAGAGAAGCGAACUACGUUCUUCUCCGGAAAUGGAUGAUUUGGUGAUCUUCUGCAAGAAAUGUCUUGAAAACCUACGAGAAGCAAAAAGUGUGGCAGAAUAUAUGGAAAACAACAGAUUGGAUGAUGAAAACAAACUCCAAAAAUGAACUUAUUUUCCCCAAAAAGGCUUUGAAAUAAACAUUAUUUAUUGAACAGAUCAGUGAUUUUAGUAUGAAUUCAAUGCUACGUUCAAGACCAAAAAUUAUUCACCAAUUGAAGGCUAAGAAAUCAAUUUUCUGGAAUCUAUUUAAUUAAAAGUAGUCAGAUAAAUUAAAUUGUCAAUUAUAUUUAUAUUGACCGCCUUUACAAUGCACAGUAGAACAAAA